Molecule: messenger RNA, 586 nt
Organism: Paraglomus brasilianum
Lineage: Eukaryota; Fungi; Glomeromycota; Glomeromycetes; Paraglomerales; Paraglomeraceae
Source: the annotation of a GenBank genome assembly
AUGUCAAAAGAUUCGGAUAUCGAAACCAAAACAAGCGUCAGUACAAACAGCAGCACAACCUUUACAGCCGUCUCGCUCCCUUCGUCACUUGAGUCUGAGUUAGCAAAACUAGAUUUUGACGAACGGUUGAAUAGAUAUGUUAAGGAACUAGGCGAAUCUUAUCCUUCUGACACGGUGUCGAACACCAAAGCAACGACGCUACGAAAAAAUGCCAUAGAUGCCGUACUAUCUAAUAUCAAACAAUCGAUGAUGAUCGACCUUUGUUUCGUUUUAGACUGCACUGGUUCUAUGAAGUCACACAUUGCUGCUGCUAAGGACAGCAUUUUGCAAGUGGCAAAACACAUCCAACAGACAAAUCCCGGUUUUAAUACGCAAUUCGGUUUUUGUGGCUAUCGUGAUUUUUGUAAUGGAGACCAAAGGUUACAACUCUUUGAUUUUAGUAAUUCUUAUAAAAAAUUUACCGAAUACGUGUCUGCAGUACAGUCAAUUUCAAAUAAAGAUGGUGCAGAAGACGUUUUCGGUGGUCUCAAUGCAGCCGUAAACGAAAUGAGUUGGCGAAAUGGCACUCGCAUCAUUCUUCACAUUG